AUGCUCUUGUUUGCUGUCGCAUGGCAGAUACGACCGAAGAUCAUACAACGGCCAAUAUACUCGGGCAACAACUGGAAAGAGGAGAAGCUUCUUACAGACAAUGCGAUCAAUCCAGACACCACUGAAGCAGUGAGUUUCAUCAGGUGCCAAUUUCCUUCCAGUCGUCAUGCGUCCAUUUGCUAUGUUUCCGCUAGGCGUCUUUUUGAGAUGUUUGGUGUAGAACCGAAAAGAUAA
Messenger RNA from Cooperia oncophora, 234 nucleotides. The record is from the annotation of a GenBank genome assembly. Lineage: Eukaryota; Metazoa; Nematoda; Chromadorea; Rhabditida; Trichostrongylidae.